Molecule: messenger RNA, 335 nt
Organism: Paramecium octaurelia
Lineage: Eukaryota; Ciliophora; Oligohymenophorea; Peniculida; Parameciidae
Source: the annotation of a GenBank genome assembly
AUGUUAUGGAAAUUAAAAGAGAAUGUAUUAUUAUUGUUCAAGUUGCAGUGGCUAUUUUUGCAUGUGUGUGUAUGAUUUCUAAUUAAAUUUAGGGAGUAAGAAGAAACAAAAUAGGCUCAGCUUAAUUACAAUUCCAAUACUUUGCAAGAACAAUGACAAUAAAAUUAUAAUAUUUAAAUCAUAAUAUUUUUUUAAACAGAUAAACCAAGUUGUUUCUUAGAAGAAAAGCUAUAAUUAAAUCCAGAAUGAUAUAAACAUAAGGUUUCAUAGAGCAAAAUCCACAAUCAGUUCUUUAAGAUGAUUUAUUGUUUGAAUAUUUUAAACUUAAAUGUUGA